UAACCAUCGCGGACCUCCAUCUUGGUUCCGUGUAGACAUCCGGUAGCAGCUAUCGCAGCUUGUAAUUAUGGCAACAGUCGAGACAAAGUAAGUUAAACAACAUAUUUAAACUUGCUUUUCUGUUAUGCAGAUAUUUCCGUAUGGCCUUAAUGAUGUGUUCAUGACUGGGAGCAUUAUUUGAAUUCGUGAGUUUCUUUCUCUCUUUCUCUCAAUUUCAAUGUGGAGCAUCUCAGUCGACGUCAAAAUAUUACAAUAUAAAACGAUAGGUAAUAGUUCUAUAAUAUUAAGCAAUCAAAUUGUUUUUAACAUUGAACCAGUAACGAAUUCAUACAAAUUAUGGGGGUAUUGUUUAGAAAUAGCCUUAGGCAUCCACAACUUGUAACAUAUUGAUUUAAGAAUUUGUAUUGAAAAAUUUACCCUCUAAAGUAGAACACUUCAGACUCUAGUUUGUAAGAACAAAUUGAUGGUAUCUUCUGAUCUUUGUGAAAUGGAAAUUGCAGUUACUGUAUUACCUAACAGUUUUUAUUAUCAACUUAAUGGCUAUUAUUGCCAACUUUUCUUCUUUAUUUAUAUAAAACGAGUAGAUUCCAAAUUUCCACGCGUCUGUUCAGCAAUAGAUCAAAGAUGUCAAAAUGUGCCUUUUUUCGUUUUGACCACAAUUUGAUGUCAUUUGUGAUCUAUUCUGAACAGGCUCAUAGCAGUAUGGAAUUUGUCUCUUAAAAAGGUAAUCAGCCAAUAGUUAUAUAUACAUAAUUGUAUUAUCAAUUUGAAAAUUUUAAGGUCAUUUUAUCAGUUUGGGAACAGCUCCCUGGCUGUUCCCUUGAGCCUUCACACUAUCAACCGAAGACGACUUUGUGAGCGACUUACCGAUAACAAAGCUGUUCCAAAAGGAGCAAUGAUAUUACUUCAAGGAGGGGAGCAGCAUCAAAGAUAUUGCACAGAUGUAGAUGCUGUAUUUCGACAGGUUACAUCAUUUACAUCUUACUUGCUUAAACAUCUUUACAGUGAGAUUUUGCAAUUUUCUCUCCUUAAUAUUGUUAAAGGAAUACAGUAUUUGGAUCAUGUCUGUGAUAUGCAGCAUUGGUUGUUCAGUUGAUACAUCACUAGAUAGUCACCUGGUAGCUGAACAACACUUGAAACUUUGUGGGGGGAUGUCUCAGUCAAUAUGUGUGCCUCCUGUCUAGAAGAGACAUUUGCUAACAGCACCUUGACUGUACAUAUCACUUCACUACCAUGCUACUUUUGACCAACUUUCAAUCAGCCAUGAUAGGCUAUGUAUCAACUACUGAAUGAUGUAUGAAUAGACCAUUAAUGCAUGUAUCAGCUGAUUUAUUGGCUGUGGUUACCAACAGCACACAUAAUUCCAGCACUAAUUACUUAUGUAAUGAUAGUGGGGGUUGGUUUAUUUACAAUCCAGUGUUUGGUAUUUAGGAGAGUGUUGUUAACUUGUUCUUUUCAAACUUUUGGUGUGCUACCAGACUAAGUGUUAAUUCUCCCUUCUAGUUGUUACCCAUUUCCUUAAGAAUUAGUUUUGAGAAUUUGGUGUUAGAUCAAGACAACAACUUCUACCUGAUAUGUUUGAGUAUUCUCAUUACCUGUUUGCUGGAUAUUGUAUAGCUUUGAUAGGGAGAAGUUACAUGCUUAUCACUUCUGGGAGUUAAAGGGUGAAGACCAGCUGGCCAUCUACAUAAGGUGGUCACAUGGAGAAGAUUAAGAAGACCAAGCUGAUGUUUGAAAUGAAGUUAAUGUCAUUUGUUUCUCUCACUUUAGGAGUCAUUUUUCCACUGGACAUUUGGUGUACUAGAAGCAGGUUGUCUUGGUGCAGUUGAGGUUGGAAGCACCUGUGCUAUUUUGUUUUUUCCCAAACCUCCUCCAGGGUAUCAUAAAUGGAUUGGGGUGUAAGUCAAAAUUUGCUUAAUUUUCAAUUUAUGAUCAUCCACAAUUAUCUGGGAUGACUAGGGAAGAAUUCACAAAAACACUUAAUUUUGGUUAAAAGUUACAUCAAACCAACCCUUCAUCAAAAUGCAUACCUACUUAAGCAAUAAUGAUACAGAGGAAUGUUUCUGUUGAACACAGAACACAUGUCAUGACUGUAUGAUAUUUCUCAAAAAUUUCAUUUGUAGGAGGAACAGUUUAGAGCACUUUAGGAAACGUUAUGAAGUAGAAGAAGUCUACUACACCAACCAGGUCUGUAAAUAGCCUAAUGUAAUCCAUCCCAGUACUCUGAACAUAAGUUAUACAUUUUCAUUAGCUAGGCAGUUACAAAAGUUGGACCAGAUUAACUUGGACUGCUCAACUGGGUAAAAUCAACUAGGACUUACCUGGAUCACUUUGUAGUGAGUAAAAUUGCCUAAAACUUACUUGGAUCACUGCAAACUACAGUAAAAUUCUAAAAAAGUUAUUUAUGAAAGCCUACUUUACUUCAGAAAUCAUCAAAUGAAUGAAAUAUCUCCUCAAUUUUUCUUUGUUACUCAGAUUGCUGAUGUGUUGCAAAAGAAAAAUCCCUCUGUUAUUCUCACAUUAGUAAGUAACAUUGGAUCUGGGUGGAGCACCAAGGAACCCAAAAUGUUUUUUAUUUUAUUAAAUGUGUGACAGCACCAAACACAAGAGCCAUGUUGAGGAUCAGAUUGGAUCAAAUUUUAUUCUAAUUUGCCCAUAUAAGGUUAUAUGGCAUACAUCCUUAAUUUAAGGUUAACAUCACAUACAUUAAUAUACUUAUUUUAUUUGCAUUAAGGUUACACUUAUUAUGCUCCCACUAAGGUGUCAUGUGUAGGAGAAUUCAGAAAGUUUCUUAAACUUUUAUUUGACCAAGCCUGAUCAGCACAUCCUUCAUUUUGAGCACCUACAGUAAAUUAAUUAUUUUAAUAUUUGCUUUUUAGAAAGGUGUAAACACAGAUUCAAGGCACAUUUGCAAAGAAGCUACAUUUGAAAACAUUAACAAGUAAUUAGUUUUGGAAUUCAAUCAGGUGUUGGAUACUGUAUUGUAAUGUAAGACAAUAAUGUUAUGGUAUUAAUGUUGGAAUUCAAAUUUCAUAAUUUACCUCUCAAAGGUCUACUUUCUAAUCAACUUUUAGUUAUAGAGAUUUUGUGAGGUUCACAAUUUCCUCCUAAUACCAAAUACUAUCAAUGGUUGACCCUUUACAUCCUAUUGUCCAUACUGUUCUUUAUACAUUUCUUAAGGUGCUGAAAAAAAGAAUUGUUUAACAAUCAAGAGCUUUUUCAGUUGGUGAUCAUUUCCUUAAUCUUGUGACUAAAGUGUUUGAUUCAUAGGUGAUAUUGUAAGAAGAAAUUUGAUACCAGUCACCAUCAGUAAUUAAAGGGUUAAUGUACUGGUAAUGAAUUUGAAAAAGAAUUGUGUUUAAGCCUGAAGCACUUGGUAUAGGGCAUCAUUUUCUUUUCUUAUCUCCAGUUCACAUCAGCCAUGGAAGUUGGAAAGUAACUUAACUACACAACAUUAAUGUUUUUCCUGCUAGGUUCCAUGUAGACAAUACUAUUUUACAUCCAGAGAUUUCUGAAUGGUGAGGUGAUGUUCCUCUGUUUUGUUGACUGUCUACUUUUGAUACCUCUGGAUAAUUAAUGGGGGGAGUGGCUAUUGUGUAGGCUAACAAGAUCUUUACAAAUACCUCCAAAAUUUUGUAACUCAAAUUAAUUGGUGUUGCUGUUUUUAUGUGGGAAAAUUGGUUUGUGAUAAAUUCCCUCCCAAUAACAUAAAAUCAUUCUCCAGGUGAGGUUCAUAUUUAUAUAUCUGUAUAUUUUCUUAGUCGUGUAUUCAAAACAGCUCAGGAACUGGAAGUGAUUCGUUAUGCUAACAAAAUCAGCAGUAAAGCACACAAGGAGGUGAGUGCAUCACUACUGGGUUAUCACAAAAUAAUGUUUUAAAACCCAAAGCUAUUCUGUGUUUUACAAUUUCUGUCUGAAUUUUUAUUAUGCAAUCCCAGUUAAAUGAUGUUCAUACUCAGAAUCAGAAUAAGAUUUAAGAGGUUGAGAUGUAAGUUUGGGGAGUAUUUUGAUCAUUUAGUUUAAGUGAAGAGCUUAUUGACCCUAACCCUGAUCGUAAGUUUUUACCAACCAAGUACUCUAAUUGCCUUUCAUCCAUAGGUGAUGAAACGUAUCAGACCAGGGAUGUCCACAUAUCAAUUAGAAAGGUAUGUGUUUAAAGAUGUUAUCACAAUCUUGCUAAUCCUAAACUCAGCGGUGGAUAAAAGUGAAUCAGUAAAAUAGGUUAAUGGUUGGUAUAUGUGAUAUGAUUGAUUUUGUUUCAGUGUCAAAUUUAAGGUGAUCCUUCUAUUAAUUUCUCACAGUCUGUUCCAGCACUAUUGUUUUUAUCACGGGGGAUGCCGCCACUUAGCCUACAACUGCUUAAUGGCAAGGUACAGUCGAAUAACUGAUACAUAAGUGACAGCACUGAUCCAGCCCUCUUAGAAGCCCGUUUCUAGAGCGUUUUUUUUUUUACUAGUACGUAAAUUAUUUGUAGACAGUUGUCCUUUUUUUUAUAUAUAUUUCUUAGUGGUGUCGACUGUGCUUGUCCUUCUCAUACAGUUGAAGUGGAUAGUAAAGUUAUACAGGAUGGAGACAUGUGGUAAGUUAGGCAAUCUGAAUCUCUUUACUUCCGAGAAAAUUUACUAUAGCUCAUGAUCACUAACUACCAUAUGAAUGAAUUUUAUAACGGAAUCUUGUUUCCGUCAUUUUCCCGGAUUUCCCCCAAAAAAAUUAAGCGGAAAUUUACUCGUGUUAUUUACGUUAACUUACUAAAUCUCAACUUUGUUGAAUAAAUAAGUAAUUUUAUCACGGAGUCCGCAUAAGAGCAGGAAGAAAAGCCAUACUAGUGAUUGAAGUAUGUGAAGUCUUUUUUUCAUGGUUCAAUGUGUGAAAGUAAUUUUUGUGAGCAAAGUGUUUUUCAAACUGAAAAAAUGAAAAUAGAAUGUACAAAAACAUUUUUGCCGUACCGUAUUGCUAAGGAAGGAUGGCACCUGACUGAUAGAGGAACUCUGAACCAUGACUUGUUAUCAUUAAGCUUGUUACGCAAUUUCUCCGGCCAGCAGAAAAUAAUGGCAAGAGAAUUUGCGUUACAAGCCUAAGAGAAUCUGUUGCAAGAUUUAUCAAUUCACUUAGUUCCUAAAUCCGUCCCUAUGAGAUUCCUUGGCGCAUCUGAGGCUCGAAAUAUGUAAAAUUUCAUAACGUUUCUUUUUUUCUGUAGUCUAUUUGACAUGGGUUGUGAGUAUUACUGCUAUGCUUCAGACAUCACGUGUUCAUUUCCAGCCAAUGGCAAGUUUACAGACGAUCAGAGAAUGAUUUAUGAAAUUUGUCUGCGGGCAAACCGAGCAGUUAUGAUAGCAAUAAAACCUGGUAAAUAACAUUGUCUGUCGUAGAGUAAGAACUAUGUUUGUAGCUCUGCAAAAUUACUCGCCGUUGUUUUUUAAUUGGCAUAAUCAAUGGUCAUCGCUAAGAAUGUAAGCUUUGUCACGUGUUAUUCAGAUCCCUGUUUUGUGGCACUUGUUCCCUUUACGAUUGUCCCAUCAUCUUUCAGUUCCUGUAUGGAAAACCAGCCAUGUCGCCUAAACAUUUGUUUUCAAUGUUUAGGUGUCAGCUGGGCUGAUAUGCACCGUUUAGCAGACCGUGUUCAACUGGAGGGCCUCAAAGACAUAGGGCUCUUACAAGGGGACAUAAAUGAGAUGAUGAAGUUACAUGUGGGUGCUGUUUUUAUGCCUUAUGGUUUGGGACAUUUGAUGGGCCUUGAUGUACACGAUGUUGGAGGAUAUCCAAAGGUAUGUCAAAGAAGAUGGUUGAAGCGAUACUUAAGCUCUCUUGAUGUUGUUGUUGUUGUUUUUUUUUUAUAUCGGCGUGUGUACCUCUAAGUUUUGAUGAAUGUAUCACAAGAUUGCAUUUGAAUUAAUUACUUGCUAUUCAUAGUUUGAUAGGCUGCUAUGAAUAAGGAUAGCAAUCAACAUGACGAACUAAAUGAUUCCACGUUUUUUUUUUUUUUUCGAUCAUCGCGUAGAAUGCCGCGACACAUUUAGCGGGACUUGUCAAGACUUAAAAAUUAAAAAUUAAUUGGCGGAGCGCGCGCCACACAAUAGAGAAAAUGGCCUGAAAAUCACCAGCAUUUUUUUCUUGGUUUCACUCAAAUCACUAUGAAUAAACCACUUUUACCAUAUGGCUUUUGAAGAAGAGAGGUUAUAGAGGCUCCUUGUACCUUUGUUUUUGCUUUAGGACGUCAAGAAGACAUAUCCCAACGGGUAUGAAAACUCGCUUCUUCUACAUAUUGCUAGUACAAGAAACAGCUCUUCGCCUUCUUAUGGAAGUGAUUUUGUGAAAGGAGAAACACUUUUUCCCAGGGUUAGGGUUAAGGUUUGGGUUAGGCGAUUUUAUACGCUGGUCGCAGCGACUGGCGUAUAAAAUCGCCGACAUCUGGCAAGUCAGAUAUCGGCGACUACCUUUCGCUGUCAUUCGUUCCCGCGAUUUUCUUCUACAUACAUACAUACAUACAUUCUUUAUUUGAUAAGUAGGUUGUGUGAAAGGCAGCCAAAGGGCUGAUGUGGACCUACCGCAUAUAUAUAAAAAUUGCAUAAUAACUUAGAACUAAUCGGUGUUCUAAGACUAACAUAUAAAUCUAAAAGUAAAUGAAAUGGUCAAAUGAAAAAUUGUCAAUAGUCUUAACAUGUUUACGUAAGAUUUGUUUAAAAGAAUAAAACAAAUUCUCUUCUCUUCUCUUCUCUUCUCUUCUCUUCUCUCACCGCUGCUAAUCGCUGGUGAAAGCAACCAAUUAAAAUAAGCGACUUUAUUGUACGACUUUUCAAAACGGCUGAUGGAAGCGGAACCUGGUUUUGGACAGAUGAGAGGAGUAAAUUAAAUCGUCUAGUGUUUUGAAAAGUCCACUUUGCAGAUCGCUUUCUGAAGCGCCUCGGUUACAAAAAGAAAACGCUUUUGCUUCUCUGUCAUCAUUUUGUCCGUUUUCAUCGGUGCGCGCGAAGUAUGCAUAAAGCUGAAGUACCACUUUACGGCGAUCGGCGAAAAAAAAACGCCAAGCUUUUUCGCAUCUCAAUGGCGAAGAUCGCCUGCGAUAUUUGCUGGCGGACGAACGCGCCGCAAUCGGCGAUAAAUCGUUAAUAAGGUUGGGCGCCUUAUCCUUACUUUUUGUGCCGGAAAAACAUUUGCAAAACAUAGCCGAGAGGUUUCCCUCUCGGCUUUGUUUUGCAGUUAUAAUUUCUUCCUGUCCAUGAUUCAGUAAAAAGCAAACUAAUCGAUACGUACUCUGCUGCCAAGAAGAACACCCAAGGCGCUUUUCACUGUUCAGUCCGGAAAACAGCACACAUCAUGUAAACCUCCUCCGUUACCAAGUGAAGCCAUCCUGCAACUGAAUAACGGAACUCCAUGGUUACAUAAACGGUUUUGCUGUUUGUUACAUGAUGGUUGACGUAAUAACUACGGUUUACCCACGCACGCACGCGCACGCGCAUGUAGAUUGAAUAGCUUACCUUUUAUGCGCUGAAAAUUAAGAUAUCGGAAAUUAAAGAACAAUUCGAAGACGUUUUAGAAGAAAUUGACGAAGGAGAAGUUGAUUUAUUUGAGAGUUCAGUUUAAUGCUGAUGUUGGUGGAUAUUUCUCGAAGAAAGUUUUAAACCAGGUAUCUCCUUGUGUGUUGCAUUUAUGACCCCCUCGGCUUCGGUAACUUUGACCCUUACUCGCAAAUCUUCAAGUUGAUAAUGAUGUGAAAUUAUCUGAAGCAUCCUUGCGUGUUACAUUUUUUUCCCAUUUAAGAUAAAAUUUCCAUGACUCCUUUCAAACUUAAAAAAGGAAAUGUUUCAUCUAACGGUUCAAACGCAAUAUAUCAUAGUCAGGACAAAACAAAGUUGGUGAUCCACUUAUAAAGAACCUGGGUCGAAAAAUAAGUGUUCGAAUGUUUUUUACAGGGAACCGAAAGAAUUAAUGAACCAGGCCUCUGCUCGCUCAGAACUACCCGUGUCCUGGAGGAAGGCAUGGUGCUCACCAUUGAACCAGGAAUUCAUUUCAUUCGUGGAGUAAGUCAGAAUUUCAUGUGAAGUAUCCCAUUUGUGGGAAAACCAAGAAUAAUACUAGAACUAUCGUACGAUAAACAGUUCACAACGUUGUUCUGGGGGAGAGGGAAGGGGGAUCGGAGAAAGAGAUGCUUUAUUCAAGCGGGACAGACAUGGUAAUGUUCAGCAUAUUUGUCGCCGACUGUUGAUAAGAAUGUACGUUCAGUUUGGUUCAAGUCGUCUUUAAAUUUUUCGUUGCACAUGCAAUUGAAGGCCGGAAAUACCACUGCACUUGACGCAAGUUCAUUGAUGAUGAUGUCACUAUUGUGUGCUGGACAUGUUAUGUUGGUGUGCAACACAGAUUUACCAACUGUCACUAACUCUGCUUAUGUUUUUCGAGGUUAUCGAGGAGGCACUAGAAAAUCCUGAGACGGCGUGUUUCUUCAACCGAGAAGUCUUAAACCGAUUUUGGAAUGUUGGAGGGGUGAGAUAUUCUUGAGACUUAAUCAUUCAUUGUAGGAAGGUGUUUUACAGACUCGUACCCAGUCGUUAUUUACGUGUUUUGUGGGGAGAGAAGAUUGGAUACGAGGAUGGAUUGAGACACCCCUCUCAACACUCUUGUAUCCAAUCUUCUCUCCCCACAAAACAGGUAGAUAACGAAUGUUUACGAGUCUGGGUGUUUUAGUGACAACCACGUCUUUAUUUUUUGACCCAUGCUUUUAACUUUCAGCUGCUUCAAAUGAAACGAAUUUACUUUUGUUGAUGUUUCCAGGUCCAUAUCGAAGACGACAUAGUGGUGACGUCCGAAGGCGUGGAGCUGUUGACAGAUGUGCCUCGUACGGUAGAUGAAAUCGAGGCUCUGAUGGCUCAGGAAUCUCAAGGAUCAAACUGAUAUUUUCCUUAUAACCUCUCGAUGUAAAAAUAUUUUAUUACGCUCAGCGAAAAUUUUAGAUAAGUUUGGAUAGCCCUUUCAAUUAAAAACUAUUGUUAUUUUGUAAGGUGUAUGGGCAGUUCCGCAUAAUUGCAAUAUGCAACACGAGAACACCGCGAUGUGUUUUAAUAAAGUGGCCAUUUUCAUGCCCGGAUUGAGCAAUGGCUUUGGCUACUUCUAAUAGACGAGUGCAAAUUUACCGCUACACGACGUUUUUUCAAG
Pocillopora meandrina is the source of this 9147-nucleotide messenger RNA. NCBI's taxonomy places the organism in Eukaryota, Metazoa, Cnidaria, Anthozoa, Scleractinia, Pocilloporidae. The record is from the annotation of a GenBank genome assembly.